Molecule: messenger RNA, 1724 nt
Organism: Uloborus diversus
Lineage: Eukaryota; Metazoa; Arthropoda; Arachnida; Araneae; Uloboridae
Product: CRISP/Allergen/PR-1-like
Exons: 10
Coding region: 264-1571 (435 amino acids)
Cellular component (GO): extracellular region
Source: RefSeq, a predicted model, not a curated record
CCGAUGCGACAGCUAUUGUCUGCAAUAUUCAUUAGUUUAAAAAAAAGGAGUUUUUUUUUCGAAGAAUUUUCUUUUCUACUCUUUGGAGAAAGGUUUUUAAAGAGUGAACGAACCGGCUUCAUCCAGUGCUUAAAGAUUUAUUAAAAUAUUCGAGCACCGGUGAACGACUCGUCAUAACUCUGCUCUCAGAAUUAGUAGAGAUAUUGGAGUUACACCUUCUUUACAAAUAGAGGCACAUCAAAUUGCCAAAAUUAUCUGACCAAAUGAAUCACGUCUUUACGUUAUGUAGCAUAAUAGUGCUAAACCAGUUGGUGCUCCUAGCUCAUAGUCGAACGCCUUACUACCAAGGAUGUCCGCUUAUUUAUAUGAGGUUCAGUUAUCAACACACGGCUUGUAGACCACCAAAUCCAAGAUGCACAAUUUAUUCAAGAGGCAUAAACAAGCCAGAAAAGGACUUUAUUGUAUGGAAGCACAAUUAUCUUCGAAGUCUUGUUGCCCAAGGUUAUGAAAGGACAAAUAACCAACCUCCAGCAGCUAACAUGAUGCAAAUGGUUUGGGACGAAGAACUUGCUUCUGUGGCACAAAAACACGCUGACCAGUGUAUAUUUCAACAUGAUUGUCCCGACUGUAGAUCUGUUGAGGCAUUUUCUGUUGGUCAGAAUAUAGCGACGAGAGCGAAAACUGGAAAUACUUUGCCGACUUCUGACUGGGACUCGACGAUCCAAAGUCUGUAUGACGAAGUCAAGGAUUUUUAUCCGAAGUGGAUCAGUCCAUUUAGAGCUCCAAAGUACCCAAUGACUGGUCAUUACACACAGGCUCUGUGGGCGACAUCUUGGAAAGUAGGGUGUGGCUAUACAGUUCACAGUUAUUCUAAUGAUCCAAGGUUCCAGUAUGUCGAACUUUAUACCUGUAACUAUGGGCCCACGGGUAACCUGUACAUGCAAGAUAUGUACAGGAUAGGUCAAGCUUGCAGUCAGUGUCCAGAAAAUACUUGCUGUGGGAAACAAUGCGAGCGGAUGGGUGUACGAUCUGAUUUUGGUGGUCUUUGUAAGACCGUCAGCACGUUCGGCCCCCAACCUGAGUUUCCUAGAGGACAUGUGUACUUGUGGUGCAAUUUUAGAGAAGGUCAUCCGAAUACGGAGUGGUGUGAAUUCAUCCUUGAAGGAGCAAGGCAUUGGAAAACUAGAAAAGUUGCUACCGGAACAUAUGCUGCGAUAGUGCUGGAAGGCGGUCAGACUACAAAUUUGCAUUUUACACGAGAAAUGGAUUUUGGAAAAUUAAUGUGCUUUAAAAUUGAGUACAGAAAGGGACCACACAUCGCGGCUGACAGAUCAAACAAUCGUUUAAGUGCCGUUUUUCACAGCACGAUAUCCAAUGGCUACUACUACUUGAACAUGACGUCUGACGCAAAAGACUGGACGACGGUUGAAUUACCAAUUUCUUGGUGGGGUGGACCAAGUUUGAUGUACUUAUCCUAUGCAGUUCCUUAUGGAGCAUCCGCACAAUAUUUAGACAUAAGGCAAAUUGUUGUGAACGAGGGACAGUGCAACAAAAAAGGAUUCAUCGGAUAAUUACACCCAUGGAGUCGUUGACCCAAUGUGCUCUCAGGGACACUGAUAGCCUGAAAAUGGACUAACGAUCGGACAUGAUGUUUAAUGAACAAAUAAGUUAUUUCCUUUCACAAUUUCAUUGUAUUUUAUAUUUUUACACAUAAAUCGGAAAAU